Eimeria necatrix is the source of this 432-nucleotide messenger RNA. RefSeq names its product phosphoglycerate mutase, putative. The transcript has a single exon. NCBI's taxonomy places the organism in Eukaryota, Apicomplexa, Conoidasida, Eucoccidiorida, Eimeriidae. The record is from RefSeq and is a predicted model, not a curated record. Bases 1 to 432 code for a protein of 143 amino acids. Gene Ontology annotation, molecular function: catalytic activity.
AUGCACCGAAAUAUGCCCGUAGAUUUGGUGCUGGUCCGCCACGGCCAGUCGGAGGGCAACUUGGCGCAGCGGCUGUGCAGGCAGCUGCAGCAGCAGCAGCAGCAGCAGCAGCAGCAGCUGCAGCAGCAGCAGCAGCAGCAGCAGCAGGGGUGUGAGCCUUCGGGGUCGUCUCCGAGCGGGUCUGCGGGGGCCGCGGGCGCGCCGCCGAGCGCGGGAACAGCAGCAGCAGCAGCAGGAACAGCAGCAGCAGCAGCAGCAGCAGCAGCAGCAGCAGCAGCAGCAGUUUGGUCUGGAGAAUUCAGAUCUCGCCACAACUCUCUCUAUAGACUCACUGACAGAGGAAGAAGACAAGCAGCAAUUGCUGGCGCUUGGAUCCGCAGCAACGUCGGCAGCGUCUUCGACAAAUACUACACUUCGGAGUAUGUGCGGUGA